AUGGCUGGCCAUGACGGCGUAGGCCAGUGGCGAGAGCAUGAUCGGUUUACACGAGUGCGGGACGCAGACGAUGCCCUGGUGGUGGUGCUGGUCCCUGCACAGGCUGCCCAUCCUGGGCCUGUCGAUAAUGAACUGCUUGGAGCCACCAUCACCCCCGCCGGCUUCUUACCGGGGCUGGCCGGGGAGCUGACCCGGAGCAAACCCCCCCCCCCCCCCACGGCAGAGCCUGGGGAGCCCGAGGGCGAGGAGCAGGUGCCCGGGGAUGGGCAGGAUGAGGACACCCUGGAAGCAGAGUUCUCCCUGGAGAAGCACGCCCGGAGGAGGAAGCGGCCACCUGUGAGGCUGGUGCCCAAGGUCAAGAGUGAGAAGGCAGAGGUGGCAGCAGAAACGUCAUACGACACGUCUGUCCCCGGGGACGAGGAAGCGAGAGGCCAGCCGAGGCCACCCGCCCCAGCCCCAGAGCCGGCCAGGAGCCGGGCAGUGCAUAGCGGUGCCAUGAAGAUGAUCGACCUGGGCACCUUCAGCAGGAAGCCCCGGCGCUGCGCGCACUGCGGCCGGCACCGGGCUGUGAGGCACCGAGCUGUGCCGCGGGGCGGUGACCCAGACGGCGGCCCCGCCGGGGCCUGCGGACCACAGGCACGUUCGAGGCGGGCGCCCCGUCCCCUGGUGAGGUGGGAGGCCCCCGCGCCGGGGGACCCCGAGCAGGGGAAGAGCGAGCAGGGCUGUGGCUGGCAGGAGCCAGGGGAGCUGGAGGCAGAGGUGGCCGGUGGCACCAGCGAGCGCAGCAGGAAGGCGCAGCUGGACCGGCUGGACAUAAACGUGCAGAUCGACGACUCCUACCUGGUGGAGGCCGGGGACCGCCAGAAGCGCUGGCAGUGCCGCAUGUGCGAGAAGUCCUACACCUCCAAGUACAACCUGGUGACCCACAUCCUGGGCCACAAUGGCAUCAAGCCCCACUCCUGCCCACACUGCAACAAGCUGUUCAAGCAGCCCAGCCACCUGCAGACCCACCUGCUGACCCACCAGGGCACGCGGCCCCACAAGUGUGGGGUGUGCAGCAAAGCUUUCACCCAGACCAGCCACCUGAAGCGGCACAUGCUGCUGCACACUGACAUCAAGCCCUACAGCUGCCGCUUCUGUGGCCGUGGCUUUGCCUACCCCAGCGAGCUGAAGGCGCACGAGGUGAAGCACGAGAGUGGGCGCUGCCACGUGUGCGUGGAGUGCGGGCUGGACUUCUCCACGCUCACCCAGCUGAAGCGACACCUGGCCACACACCAGGGCCCCACGCUCUACCAGUGCCUGGAGUGCAGCAAAUCCUUCCACUACCGCAGCCAGCUGCAGAACCACAUGCUGAAGCACCAGAACGUCCGGCCCUUUGUCUGCACAGAGUGUGGGAUGGAGUUCAGCCAGAUCCACCACCUCAAGCAGCACUCGCUCACGCACAAGGGUGUGAAGGAGUUCAAGUGCGAGGUGUGCGGGCGGGAGUUCACGCUCCAGGCCAACAUGAAGCGGCACAUGCUGAUCCACACCAGUGUCCGCCCCUACCAGUGCCACAUCUGCUUCAAGACCUUCGUGCAGAAGCAGACGCUCAAGACCCACAUGAUCGUGCACUCGCCUGUGAAGCCAUUCAAGUGCAAGGUCUGUGGGAAGUCCUUCAACCGCAUGUACAACCUGCUGGGGCACAUGCACCUGCACGCUGGCAGCAAGCCCUUCAAGUGUCCCUACUGCUCCAGCAAGUUCAACCUGAAGGGCAACCUCAGCCGGCACAUGAAGGUCAAGCAUGGGGUGAUGGACAUCAGCCUGGACAGCCAAGAUGCCAUGAUGGAGCUGGCCGGGCCCGACCACGCCGAGCUGGAUGGGCAGCAGGAGAUGGACGACUUUGAGGAGGAGAACUCUUACAGCUACGGGGCAGUGGGCAACCCCCCGGACGAGCACGCGCUGGCCGAGCAGGCCAUGAAGGAGAUGGCGUACUACAACAUGUUGUAGCCGGGGCUGGCAGGGCUGUGGGGGCUUGGCAGGGUGAGAGGGGCUGCGGCAUCCAGCCAGAACCCCUAGAACUGGAGGUGGUGCUCCUGCUGGGGUUGGAGAACACAGGGAUGUCCAGAAGCCUUUGCCGGACCUGCCGUGGCUCCACUGCUGCCCCCCUGCCCGCGCCCCACGCCCGGUGACUUGAAACUGCGGGCAGGGGAGGCACAACCCAGAAAAUCACUGAAUGGGUAAGGGUGGAAGGGGCCACAGUGGGGCAAGAUGAUGAGCAUCACUAACUAUUCUACCUCCUGGGUCCCCCCUCGGGUGUGCUGGAGCUCCCCCCGGGCUCCCCAGGGGGCAGAAGCCCCUGCCUGUGGGAGGAGGUGGGUGUGCCCUCCUGCUCGCCCUGGGGCUCCCUGUGCCAGGCUCUGGGGCACAGAACAGAGUAUUUUCAUAGAAGCUCAGGGCGCAGUCGGUGCCCACAGCUCGGGGUCCAAAGCUGCAGCCAGCGGCAUAUCCAGGGGAGGCAAACCCAGCCCAGCCCCAGCAAAUGAUGGUAUUUUGAAAGUAAUUUAUUUUUUUCAGAUGUGCCGCGUGGUUGGAUUUAUCUUUUCACCGAGUUCAGUUCCCUUCAACCAAUGUGCUUU
Manacus vitellinus (golden-collared manakin) is the source of this 2615-nucleotide messenger RNA. It is a transcript of the gene ZNF710, whose product is annotated as zinc finger protein 710. Lineage: Eukaryota; Metazoa; Chordata; Aves; Passeriformes; Pipridae. The record is from RefSeq and is a predicted model, not a curated record.